Molecule: messenger RNA, 1310 nt
Organism: Myxocyprinus asiaticus (Chinese sucker)
Lineage: Eukaryota; Metazoa; Chordata; Actinopteri; Cypriniformes; Catostomidae
Product: eukaryotic translation initiation factor 5A-1-like
Exons: 5
Coding region: 137-604 (155 amino acids)
Biological process (GO): positive regulation of translational elongation; positive regulation of translational termination
Molecular function (GO): translation elongation factor activity; ribosome binding; RNA binding
Source: RefSeq, a predicted model, not a curated record
UAAGCCGCAAACCUUCCUCUUCUCAGCUGAAGAAUCGGAAUCCCGCCCACUGUACGGAUGCCGCAUUAAAAUUGGCCGCGCUUGCGCGUUGACGUUCCUUUUUUUUCUUGGAAUGUCCCUUGAUUAGAUCCCCAUCAUGGCAGAUCCAGAUCUUGAUUUCACCAGCGGUGAUGCAGGGGCUUCUGCCACCUACCCCAUGCAGUGCAGCGCCCUGCGUAAGAACGGAUUCGUGGUCCUCAAAGGUCGCCCUUGCAAAAUUGUUGAAAUGUCCACUUCUAAGACUGGCAAGCAUGGUCAUGCAAAGGUUCACCUAGUUGGAAUUGACAUUUUCACAAAUAAGAAGUAUGAAGAUAUCUGUCCCUCCACCCACAACAUGGACGUGCCUAACACCAAGAGAAAUGAUUAUCAGCUGGUUGACAUCAGUGAGGGGUUCCUGUCCCUUAUGUUGGACAAUGGUGAUGUGCGUGAGGACCUGCGUGUGCCAGACGGUGACCUGGGCAAAGAAAUCGAAAGCAAAUUUGCAGCUGGUGAAGAGAUGUUGGUGACUGUGCUUUCAGCUAUGGGCGAAGAAUCUGCAGUGGCCGUCAAACCCAUGACAAAAUAGGAAGAAAGACUGGGCUGCUCAGGCUGCAACAUUCUACACUUUAACAAAUCUCUUGCAUUUGUUUUUUUGUUUUUAUUUGCCACCAAAGCUAUGGCCUUCACAAGCAACCUCAAUUUUUUGUUGUGAUUGUAUUCCUUUUUUCUUCUCCCAAAACUGUGCUGGACUUGUUGGGUCAGUUGGCAUUCUCUCGGGUAAGAGGUUUAGUAUUGUCAUUGUGUUUCCUCCCCCCAACCCCCCAUUCCACUUUAUUUUUCCCUCAAGUUUUUACACUUACAUUCCUGAAUGUUAAAUAAUGGGAUCCAUUUUUCCUAUUUGUAUUAUCUUUAAUAGUAAUUGGUGUGCAGAAUUUAUGCAAGGUCUUGCGAAGAGAGAAAAGCCCCAACUGACACACGUUAUCCCCCCGGGUGCCAUACUUUUUACUUUUUCCUCUUAUAUGAUCUAUGCCAUACUGGCACUAUGGUUAAUUUCUCUUGACUGAAUGCCUUUUUUCCCAAAAGCGAGAUGCACACUGGUAGUUGGCACUUCCUUGUACUUGCAGUACCGCUAUGACGAGAAAUAAACUAGUGUAAUUCCUCUUAAAUGCCGGUCUCAAAUUGUUCAGAAGUGGAAAAGGAUGCGAUGGCCAUGUGCAAAUACCUCUGUAACAGUAGCAGCCAUUUUGAUUUUUGGCUGUCAUUGGCAACCUUAAAUAAAGUGUUGAAGCCUG